AUGCCGAUUCCUUUUGGAUUCUCGGUGGGAGAUUUCGUGAGUGUAAUAAACCUUACCACCAAGCUUAUCCGUGCACUCAAGGACGUUGGAGGUGCGUCUAAUGAAUACCAAUACGCUUUCAUCGAAGUCGAAGGCCUGAACACGGUGAUGGAGGCCUUGAUUAUCACAGUCGACAAGGGUCAUGAUGAUACGUUUGCGCGACUAUCAGAUCAAUAUUUACCAAAAACUGCUAUCCCCCCAACCGGCAACAACUUGCUGCAUCUCGCUGCAAGGCAGGGUUAUACUCGCAUAGCUCGAAUAUGUCUUUCGAGGGGGUUUGACGUCAAUUCCAUUGGUUAUCUGGACCAGACUCCACUCUUCAAAGCUUGCACCGGUAAAUAUUGGGAAUGUGCACUACUUCUAUAUGAGCAUGGAGGCAAAAUCAAGAGCCGUUUGACAGGCUAUGACGGCAUCCUCCAAGACCAACUUCACUGGGAUGUAGCUAAGGCGAAGUGGGCCACUAUUGAGAUCAAUGGCGAAGACAAAAACGCUCGCCAAUAA
Molecule: messenger RNA, 540 nt
Organism: Exophiala bonariae
Lineage: Eukaryota; Fungi; Ascomycota; Eurotiomycetes; Chaetothyriales; Herpotrichiellaceae
Exons: 2
Coding region: 1-540 (179 amino acids)
Molecular function (GO): protein binding
Source: RefSeq, a predicted model, not a curated record